Molecule: messenger RNA, 2475 nt
Organism: Monosiga brevicollis MX1
Lineage: Eukaryota; Choanoflagellata; Craspedida; Salpingoecidae
Exons: 19
Coding region: 339-2402 (687 amino acids)
Biological process (GO): monoatomic ion transport
Source: RefSeq, a predicted model, not a curated record
CCAAACCUAACUCAUCGGAUCGCGAACCACACACACACACACACACACACACACACACACACGCGGAAACGGCAGCUCGGCGCCCGACGACCUCUGGUAUUGGUAACGGUAUCGGCGUUGUCGAGGCGGGCCAGUGGACGAGUGUGGUGGUACUGUGCGUCGGGAUACGCGAUAACACGGACGGAACUGGACCGACGGCGUGAAUGCAGGGUCUUGGGCUUGGACUCGUGCCUGCCUGAUUCAGAUCAGUAGCAACGGAAAAGGGGGCGUGUGUGCGUGCGUGCGGGUGCAGCGGUUGAGCGGCUGCCGUGUCUCCUGACCAAAAGGAUAACUGCACCAUGAUGGCCGAGGCAGCAACGAUUGCCAUCCUGGCCACCGUUCUCAAUUAUGAGGCCCUCGUGCCCAACGAAUAUGACAGCAUCGCCACCGCCGUCAGUGGUGCUGCAGCCCUGCUUGUGCUGGGCAUCAUGAUCACCAACAUGCUGCAGCUCCUUGAUGAUGAACACAGCGGUGACUCCCUUUACCAACGUUGUGCCGACUGGCUCAAGUCCCGAAGCUUCAUGGCUCGCGUUCGUGAGGCUGGCAAGGCCAUUCUUGUCCUGCUCACCGUCGCGGCUGUGGCUCUCAAAAGCUUGGCUCCCGCCACCACCAGCAUGCACAUGUGCCUGUGGCGCGCUACCGUCAUGCUUCUUGCACCUGCAUCACUGCUUCAAACGACCCAACUGGCCGAAUGCCUCAUCGCCCUCGUCCUGGCCCUCGUCGGUGUCAUUCUCAACGCCGCUCUUGCAGGCAUGCUCUUUAGCGCCAUACGUGACGUACUGUUGCGUGUACAUGCCGUAUCGCGAAGCACUGAAGAUUUUGCCGGUCACACCGUCAUCCUCGGCUGGUCUGCGAAAACGCUCCUUGUUAUCAAACAACUCUGCUUGGCCAACGAGAGCCUCGGUGGCAGUCGCAUCGUAGUCCUUGCCGAGAAUGAUCCCCAGGAUUUGGAGGCAGCAUUGGCGAAUGCCAACUUUCCCAAACUGGGCACGCAUGUGGCUUUUGUGCAGGGCUCCAUCCUCAACCGAGCAGACUUGAGCAAGACCUCCUGCACCAAGGCGCGCAGCAUCAUUGUUCUGGCCGAAGAUCACCAGUCUUCCGAAGAUAGCGACGCCAAAAUCCUUCGUGUUCUCAUGCUGCUCAUGCUCUUGCUCCAGCAUGCUGGGCCUUCCCCCCACGUGGUGCUUGAGCUGCAAGAUCAGGCCAAUGAGCACGUCAUGCAAGUGGCUGGCCGCGAGCGCGUGGAAAUCAUCUCUACCCACGAAGUGAUUGGCCAAAUCAUGAUUGCCUGUACCCGCCAGCCCAUGAUCGGAUCGGCUCUUGAGCUCAUCAUGAGCUUUGAUGGACCCGAGUUUUAUAUCAAAAGUUGGCCCCGUGAGUAUGCGACCCCCGCUCUGACGUCCUUCCAGGAUGCCGUGGUCGUUGGUGUCAAGCUCGGCGACGGACAAAACUCCGAGGUUGUCCUCAACCCUCCCGAUGACUACAUCAUCUCUCAGGGAGACCAGCUCAUCGUCCUUGCUGAGGAUGAUGAUGCUUAUGCUCCCUCGACGACCAUGCCGCUCUCGCACAUGUCCCAUGAGCAGGCUGUUCAACGUGUGAACCGCGAACCCGAGCGCAUCAUGUUCCUCAAUUGGCGCCGAGACAUGCACUUGAUGAUUGCUGAGUUGGAUCGCCGCGUGGCUUCGGGCUCUGUGCUGUACAUCAUGGCUACAAUUCCAAAGGAGGAGCAGAUCCUUCUCCUUAAAGCGAAUGGCAUGGACGUCAUGCGGCUGCAGAAUCUGCAGGUGCAGCUGCGCCAGGGCAAUCCGUUGCGGAAGCGAGACCUGGAGGCCAUGCGUUUGGAGGCCUUUGGCACCAUCUUGAUUCUCAACGACAGCAGCACCCAGUCUGUGUUUGAGAAUCGGGACAGUCGAGCGCUCAGCACCCAGCUGCUCGUUCACGAAAUCCAGCAGGAGCGCAAGCGCAUGAAUCAGCGGAUGGAAGAAAACUGUAUGAUUCUCAGUGAGAUCGUGGACCCGCUGUCCAAGGAAUUGGCGGCUUCAAUUAACGAUUCAUUUCAAAUUGCGGGUAACAGCAUUGUCAGCGCCGCCUUGGCCCAGGUGUCUGACCAGCGCCCGCUCAACCUGGUCUUUGAUGAGCUGCUCAGUUACCAAGGCUGCGAGCUGAGCAUUGUUCCAGCCCACACAUUAUGCCCCGCUGGCGUCAAGCUUUGCUUCUGGGACCUCAUGGCCAAGGCGCGCGCCACUGGCCGGAUUGUGGUUGGAUGGAUCCGCGACGAGGGCGUUCUGAGCAUCAAUCCUCCUCACAAGAAGGAGCGGGUUCUGUGGCAGCCCGGAGACAAGAUUGUCAUGCUUGUCAACUGAGGAACGAGAUAUUUAACAACCGGGCAGCACCUGCGCUCGGACUCGCUUCCAUUCCAAUUGAGUCAGUUUUGCG